Messenger RNA from Peronospora belbahrii, 420 nucleotides. NCBI's taxonomy places the organism in Eukaryota, Oomycota, Peronosporomycetes, Peronosporales, Peronosporaceae. The record is from the annotation of a GenBank genome assembly.
AUGGCUCACGCAGCUACAAAGUCAUCAUGUGGUGUAAAUGGAGCUAUUAUUGCUGCAGCCAGCCUGGAGAUGGCGGAAUUAAUAUCACGGACGAUUAGCGCAAUCUUUCAGGUCAAGGUGGUGUCUGUCACCGGAAACUUUAUUGCAGAGCUCUCUAAGUCUAAGACUAAGGGUGACUCGACUUGUUGGAUAUUCUACGUCACGUUUCUGAGCGUGACGCGUUCAUUGAAGAGACUUCUUGAUAAAUGGUCUGCAAUAACUACGCGGUGUAAAGAGCGAGCUCGUAAAGCACUUCGUGCCAACCAUCCGCCACCAGAGUUCCCGUUGGCUAAUCACUAUGACGAUUUGAUCCAUGUGUUGCCUGUGCUGAGCCAAUUUGGUGAGAUCAAGCUAACAUGUCAAGCAGAGCGUUCUGUUUGA